Molecule: messenger RNA, 819 nt
Organism: Thlaspi arvense
Lineage: Eukaryota; Viridiplantae; Streptophyta; Magnoliopsida; Brassicales; Brassicaceae
Source: the annotation of a GenBank genome assembly
AUGGAAUUGUAUUGUUCUUGUAUAGCUUCGGUCAUUUUUCUUUUUCUAGUGGGCGUGGCUGCGAAUGCGCAAAGCAUACCCACCACCUUAGAAGGUCCAUUUCAACCUGUGACUCGCAGUUUCGAUCCAUCGUUGCGACGAGGCAGUGAUGACUUGCCCAUGGAUCAUCCCAGGUUGAAGAAGAAUGUCACCUCAAUGUUCCCUGAGCAGAUUGCUCUUGCGAUAUCUUCGCCCUCUUCAAUGUGGGUUUCUUGGGUCACUGGAGAUGCUCAGAUUGGUCUUAAUGUCACUCCCCUUGAUCCGUCAACGGUUGCCAGUGAAGUCUGGUAUGGUAAAGAAAGUGGGAAGUACUUGAUGAAAAGAAAGGGGCUUUCCAUGGUUUACAGUCAGUUAUACCCCUUUGAGGGUUUAUGGAAUUACACCUCUGGCAUUAUUCAUCAUGUGAAAAUUGAUGGAUGUAUGAGCUUUAUUGAAGGUCUUGAACCUGGAACAAAAUAUUACUACAAGUGUGGUGAUAGUGCUUUUCCAGCGAUGAGUGACGAGAAAGUUUUUGAAACCAUGCCUUUACCUGGACCCGAUAGGUAUCCUCGUCGAAUUGCAGUUGUUGGAGAUUUGGGUCUCACCAGCAAUUCAACAACCACAAUAGAUCAUCUUACAGCAAAUGAUCCUUCAAUGAUACUAAUGAUUGGAGACUUGGCUUAUGCAAAUCAGUACCGCACAACUGGUGGAUCAGCAGUUUCUUGCUUUAUAUGUGCAUUCCCAAAUGCACCCAUUAGAGAGUCAUACCAACCCCGUUGGGAUGGGUGGGGAAGGUAUUAG